Molecule: messenger RNA, 1384 nt
Organism: Misgurnus anguillicaudatus (oriental weatherfish)
Lineage: Eukaryota; Metazoa; Chordata; Actinopteri; Cypriniformes; Cobitidae
Gene: batf
Product: basic leucine zipper transcription factor, ATF-like
Biological process (GO): regulation of transcription by RNA polymerase II
Cellular component (GO): nucleus
Molecular function (GO): DNA-binding transcription factor activity, RNA polymerase II-specific; RNA polymerase II cis-regulatory region sequence-specific DNA binding
Source: RefSeq, a predicted model, not a curated record
AUCUAAGACCACAUCACACGUUGCUAAUUAGGCAGUGUGAGCGAGCGAGCGAGAGCGAGAGAGAGAAAGAGAGUGAAGCAGAGCGAGAAAGAGUGUAGUCUCUACACAUUCGUCAGUGGACCGUGAUCACUUCACAUCUCUCCUCUGAGCACAUGUACUCUCACUCGCCCUGAGACACACACAGAGAGAGAGAGAGAGGGAGAGAGGGAGAGACAGACAGAUUGACAGAGACGUAGCCAGAAGACAGACGCUGAAGGAGGUCAAAGGUUUCAAGGGGACUGAAGUGGCAUGGCUCAGGGUUCUGACAAUAACGACACCAGUUACACCAAAUCUCCUUCACCAGGCAAUAAACAGGGUUCUACGGACGACGUCAGAAAAGUGAUGAGGAGAGAAAAGAACCGGAUUGCGGCGCAAAAGAGCCGAAUGAGACAGACUCAGAAAGCAGACAGUCUGCAUCUGGAAAGUGAAAAUUUGGAGAAAGAAAACGCGGCACUCAGGAAGGAAGUGAAGAGACUCACAGAAGAAGCAAAAUAUCUGUCCACCGUCCUCAGCAACCACGAGCCGCUGUGCACGGGCCUGAGCGGCGCGUCCCCGGAGAUGCUGUACGGCGCGCAUCACGGCGCGUUCCACCAGCACAUCAGCGUGCCGCACUACCCUCUCUGACCGACAGAGGCCGCCAGAGCUGCGCCCUCGAUCCGCCUAUGAACGGCAGUCAAUGAACUUUGGUUUAGUCAUUGCAGUGAUCUAAAAAUCGACUACUUGGUAAUGACUAUGAGAGAAAAUAAUAAUGUUAUGAUUUUGGUGACAAUGAUAUCUAAAUGUCAUUUUUUCUAUCAUUUUAAUAGGCCCUUGUCCUUGAACAAAACUAAUGCAAUCUUUUAAAUGUUUAAAUAACAUGUGGGUAAAAUGCAAACAUGUUUUUAUUUGUAGUGCGCAACGUUGCAGAGGGUGCAUAAUAAUGACACAAUGAAUGUUUUCAAUUUAAAUUCCUUUAGAUGCCAGUCGACUUAUUCAUAUGAUCAAUUAUUUUAAUCUAUUUCUGUGAAAUGUUUAUGAAAUGACUGGAUUAGAUUCUAAGAAAAUGAUGUUGAGUAUCCUAUUCACAAAUACUGUGUGCGAAUGUUUUUCUAUAAGACUCAUUUAAGAGAUCAAACAUUCUGAAUGUACUUUAUACUCACAAUUAUAAUAGAUUGUUUUCAAUCCAGAGGUGCAAAGAACUGCUGUGUUAUAUCUCAAAUGUGGAGGAGAGAAAAGAUUUGUAUUGGUGAUUGUCUAAGAUCACAUGUGAACAACUAAAUAAAAUAUGUACAAAAUACAAUACCCAUUUCUUAUGCUGAAUGGACUGUGCAUGUGGGUUAUAGGUUAUGUAUAUCUGUGUGUGUGC